This is a messenger RNA of Crotalus tigris (Tiger rattlesnake), 2828 nucleotides long. RefSeq names its product FAST kinase domains 2 (gene FASTKD2). The transcript is spliced from 12 exons. Gene Ontology annotation, molecular function: RNA binding. The record is from RefSeq and is a predicted model, not a curated record. Gene Ontology annotation, biological process: mitochondrial RNA processing; regulation of mitochondrial mRNA stability. NCBI's taxonomy places the organism in Eukaryota, Metazoa, Chordata, Lepidosauria, Squamata, Viperidae. Bases 312 to 2318 code for a protein of 668 amino acids. Gene Ontology annotation, cellular component: ribonucleoprotein granule; mitochondrial matrix.
CGGAGCGCUGGGAAAGUCUGGCAGGUUGGAGAAGACGCAGCUCCCUCAAUCAACCAAGGAACAAGCAGGAAACCAAGAACGCGGAGGAACAAGGGGUUUGAGAGCCAGGAGGGCGGCGGCGUGGCAAAGGCGCCUUAGCCUUUUCUCGCGUGCAGGCCACGCUCCUUGGUGCAAUUCUCAGCACUGGAAAAGUUGCGUGGAUUUGAGAAUAGUUUCAGUAUAUUUCUUUUCUAAUAGCGGUCGACCACAGACGGCUGAGAAUUCAGUUCAAAUACGUUUUUCUAAGUAAGAUAUCGUAAAGAGACAGCAAGAUGAACAGGAAAGUGGAGUAUUUUAUAAGGUCAAUAAGAAGGCUACAGGCAUGUCACAAUGCAGGGAGAUCUUUUCCUAGAAAUGAAAUCAAAACAACUGCAUUUGGGAUUAAUGGUUAUAAAAGUUCUGCACAAAGUAUUCAAUGUCCAUUGUAUGUUCCUUCUUGCUGGCUUCAUUCUUCUAUUUCAAUUAGUUCUCAAAAUACUUUUCUUUAUGCUGGGAGCAGUGAUGCAAAUAAACAGGAAAUAACUAAUGAUCUUGGCCAUAAAGAGAAGUUUAAACCUGCUCAAGUGAACUUAUCAGAGGAAGCUAGAAAUACCAUUGAAAAAAAGGAUGAAUUUGACAUUUCCAAGGAAUUUUUCAAUGACCUUCAAAAAUGUGUAUCUCCUUGUGAUGUACUAAACCUUACUGCAAGAAGUCUAAUCUUUUCAAAAUAUAUCAGUAGCUGUUUUUCAACUAUGUGGACACUUAAAAAAAAUACAGUCAAGAGUCAGAACUAUGAUGAGACAAAGACGAUGCUUGAACACCCUCAGUUUCAACAGCUCUGCCAGUGUGUGAUGGAUGAAGCUAAGUACAUGUAUAGCAAUGAUUUGGCACACACUCUACUUUCUGUGGUAAAAUUAGGAGUUCCACAAAAUACCUUGUUAGUUCAGACAUUACUGAGGACUUGCCAGGAACGUAUCAAUGAAUUUAAUGAUCAAAGUGUCUCAAUUAUUGCAAACACUUUGAAAGGCAUGGAAAAAUGCAAGAACGUGGAAGCUCUUCAACUUGGACUACAGUUACUUUUACAAGAAAAAGUCCACAAAAUAUCAAACUUGUUUGUGUUGCAAACCAUCAUGCGCAGUAUCGGGAAGGAUGUACCACUGACGCUUAAGAGAAGUUUGGAGAACAAGAUGUUGAAUCUGAUGGGUCACUUGACUGUUCCAAACUCUUUUCACAUGUUCAGGGUAUUGGGUGAAAUGGACUAUCUCUCUGUUCCAAUCCUGAAUGCUUGUAGUAAGAUAAUAAUAGAAAACAUUGAAGGAACUCAAUUUUGGAACCUAAUGAAUGUUUUGAAAACUGGCAAACAAUUAAGAUACCAAAACAGGACACUUUAUUCUGCAUUAGCUGAUUAUGCCACAUCAGUCUUCUAUACAUGGAAAAGAAAUGAGGUAAUUAUGUUACUUUCAGCCUUUGAAAAUCUUAGUAUUCAUCCAGUCCAACUGAUGGAUAAAUUUCUUGAGGAAGUGAUGCUUCAUCCAGAGUCCUUGAACCUGAAAGAUAUUAUAAUUAUUUUACGAGUCUAUUCCAAUUUCAAUCACCUCUCCAGUGGCCAAAACCAACAGUUUUUUGACUCUCUGAAUAGUAUAUUGAAUAAACAUCUACAUGAGAUUGAUAAUACAGAUUUACUAAGAGUUGUAUAUUCAUUCUGUCUUGGUGGAUAUCUUCCCCAACUUGCUCUUAAUCAACUGCUUCAAGAGGAAAUCCUCAGUGAUCUAGUAAAAUCAGGAAAAAGUCUAAGUAUGUUGUCUGCAAUAAAUGUUUGUCUAGAACUUGAUGGAAAUUCUUCCACAACAUCAACAAUUUUAUCAGAGAAAGUGUCAUCAUUACCAAAGGAAAUAUUUGAUUUUAGUUAUCCUGAAAUACAGGAAGCCCUGCUUACGCUUUUGGGAAAUGAAAAUUCGUUUCAAUCACAUGUACAACUGGCUCAAGGUUACUGCUUAGAUUUUGAAAUUUUAAUGGAUACAAACCGAAAAAUAGCAUUGACAAGCACAGAAGCAAAUCAGCUGAAAGGUGAUCCCAACCUCAAAAGGAUAGCAGUGCUGUGCCCACCUUCAGCUGCUUUCUCUAAUCCCUCACAACACCCAAAGGGCAGGUUAGCAAUGAAGAUAAGACAUUUAAAUCAACUGGGAUACCAAGUUAUAUUGGUUUCUUAUAAGGAAUUCCAAAAGCUGGAGAAAGAAGAGGCAGUUUUGUUCUUCAAAAGACAAAUAUUUUUGGCAGAAAAACAUUUAGCACCUGAAUAAAGUACUCAAGGUGGCUGAAAUGAGUCUCUGGGAGCAAAUCUAACUGAGUUCAUUGAAUUUUGGAUUUUGAAUAUUUAAUGAUAGUAAUUUCACUAUUUUGUAGUUUAAGAAAAAAAACUCUGAAUAAGAUUCCGUAAUAUUCCUGUCUCUCAAAUUCAUAUGAAAAUGAAGAACAUACAUAUGUAACUACAAAUAUAUUUACCAUACCCAGUGAAUGCUAAAUAUUGGGUAGCAAUAAACAAUUUGAUUGUUUUCAUUCUCAGUAAGAACUUGAUUGCGUAAUAAUUUAUUGGCUUGCAUGCAAAUAAGUAUUUUGUUCCUGUAGCUUCGUAUUUAUUUAUCAGAUGCCAUUUUGAAGAUCCACUGUAAAGUAUAAUAAUCAGGGAUAUUUGUGUUUUUAAAAUGUUUUGGGAGAAAUGGUUUAGACUUGUUGGAUUACUGCUUCUAACACUCCCAGCCAAGCAAACCAAUGAAAAAGUUGGCUCAAUUAAAGCUGAAUUUGAUCUUUUA